Messenger RNA from Leishmania braziliensis MHOM/BR/75/M2904, 927 nucleotides. Its product is annotated as putative protein phosphatase 2A catalytic subunit. Gene Ontology annotation, molecular function: protein serine/threonine phosphatase activity. The coding region runs from base 1 to 927 and encodes 308 amino acids. Gene Ontology annotation, biological process: peptidyl-serine dephosphorylation; double-strand break repair via homologous recombination. The transcript has a single exon. The record is from RefSeq and is a predicted model, not a curated record. Lineage: Eukaryota; Euglenozoa; Kinetoplastea; Trypanosomatida; Trypanosomatidae. Gene Ontology annotation, cellular component: cytoplasm; nucleus.
AUGUCAGCAGAAGUUUUGGACAUUGACGAGCACCUCGCCACGCUCAACCGGUGCGAGAACAUCGGCGAGGCGGAUGUGAAGCGACUGUGCUUGAAGGCGAAAGAGAUUUUCACGAGUGAGGAGAACGUGCACAAGAUCCCGGCUCCGUGUACCAUCGUAGGCGACAUCCAUGGUCAAUUCUACGACCUUCUGGAGCUUUUCCGCGUCGGUGGCGAGAUUCCGGACACAAACUACGUCUUCAUGGGCGACUUUGUAGACCGCGGCUACCACAGCGUAGAGUCGUUCCUGUUGUUGCUCGUGCUUAAGAUCAAGUACUCUCGUCGUGUUGCACUGGUGCGCGGUAAUCACGAGUCGCGGCAAAUUACACAGGUGUACGGCUUCUACGAUGAGUGCUUGCGGAAGUAUGGCAGCAUCAACGUAUGGCGGUAUUGCACGGACGUGUUUGAUCUCUUGCCCUUAGCAAGCGUCGUAGAAGGGAAGAUCUUCUGCGUGCAUGCUGGUCUGUCGCCCUCGAUACAGACGGUGGAUCAGAUGCGUUCCAUCCGUCGGAACUGCGAGGUGCCGCACGAGGGUGCUAUGUGCGACUUGCUCUGGUCCGAUCCGGAGGACAUUGAUGGCUGGGGCUUGUCACCGCGCGGCGCUGGAUAUCUGUUCGGCGGUGAUGUCGUAUGCCAGUUCAACGAGACAAACAAGCUAGACCUUAUCUGCCGCUCCCAUCAGCUGGUAAUGGAGGGAUACAAGGCUAUGUUCAAUGACACGCUUGUUACAGUCUGGUCGGCGCCCAACUACUGCUACCGCUGUGGUAACGUCGCGUCUAUCCUGGAACUGGACGAACACCUGAACAAGAAUUUCAAAAUUUUCGAGGCUGCACCGGCAGAGGCUCGCGAGGCAGGUCAACGGAACGAGGUACCGGCUUACUUCCUAUAG